Molecule: messenger RNA, 1482 nt
Organism: Anisakis simplex (herring worm)
Lineage: Eukaryota; Metazoa; Nematoda; Chromadorea; Rhabditida; Anisakidae
Source: the annotation of a GenBank genome assembly
AUGAUUAUUCGACAGGACACUGUUCGAUUCCGAGAAAUUUCUGAGAUGUCAUUAGUUGAGAAUAUCGUACCGCCAGGUUCGCGUGUCACUUGUACGCCAGAUAUAACCCACGAUACACCUGGAAUGCUGUGUUUAUCAAGAGGAUGUAUAUAUGAUCCCAAAGCCACAUUUCCGACACCGUCCUGUUAUUUCCCAUGCAAAAGCGGAUAUGUGGCCACAUCAGUAACACGGAACAAUGGAACGAUUGUGGUAAAACUCGAGGAGUAUAAGAAGUUCAAGAAUCCAUUCGGAAACAACUACCCACAACUCACUCUUACAGCUAAAUCCGUUCAAAAAACCACGAUGAACAUUCGCAUUGCACCCAAAGAGAAAAGCAUCAAUUUUGGCAGAUAUGAACCGAAUUUGGACAUGCCGAGGGAAUCCGUGGAAACUGGUGAGAGCUUCAUCGUGGAAACGUCGAAUGCGACUUCGGUGUUUUCAUUUAAAGUAAUUCGAACGUCAACAAAAGAAGUGAUAUGGGAUACAUCGAUUGGUGGUCUGAUGUUCGCUGAUCAAUACAUCCAAAUCGCUGCUUACCUUGACAGCUCAAAUAUUUAUGGUCUUGGUGAAAGUUACGAUGUGAGACUACGACAUAUUCUGCAAGGUUAUCAAACAUGGGCAAUGUUCGCAAGAGAUGAAAGAAUUCCGAAAUGGGGACCUUUCAUUACAUAUGGUAAAAAGAACCUUUACGGUGCGUAUCCAUUCUAUAUGGCAAUUGAAAGAGAUGGUAAAACGCACGGUGUACUCUUUUUGAAUAGUAACGCUCAGGAAGUGACGCUCGGUCCUCACCCGCAAAUCAUCUAUCGCACAAUUGGCGGAAUUCUUGAUGUGUAUUUCUUCCCGGGUCCGAAGCCGGAAGACGUCAUUCGACAAUACCUCGCUUACGUCGGACGUCCAGUACUUCCACCAUAUUGGGCUCUUGGACAGCAGAUCAGUCGUCCUGGUUUGUCUCUAGAAGAGCUGAGCAGUUUUGUUCAGGAUAACAAGUAUCAAAGCGUGGUUCAUAUUAACAUCGAUUACAUGAAGGAUUAUCAGGAAUUCACUCUGGCACAGUCGUGGCAAAAUCUCUCCAAUUUCAUCGAGCAGUUGCAUCGAAAAGACAUUCAUGCAGUUAUUGAAGUUGGUCCUGUCCUUGCGGUUACAGGAGAAGCGUUCCUUAGAGCGAGAAAUGCGAGAGCGGAUUUCUUCGAAUGGCAAGAUCCGAAGGAUGUUCCAGCAUCCGUUCAAAAUCUGUACAAUUCAACCAAGAACACAAAGAUAAUGCUUGGCGUUUCAUGGCCGAAUGUGCACGUUGCGUUUCCGAACUAUGAUUCGACGGAGACGAUGCGUUGGUGGUCUCGGGAAAUUCAGCGCUUCCAGGAACAGGUACGUUUAUUCAACAUUUUCUGCAUUAACGUCAUAUUUGCAAUUGUCACUGUUGAGGUUAGAAUACUCGCAGUAUGA